AUGCCUCCAGAACGGACUAAUGCGCCGGUGAAGCUGUCACUGCCUUUGCAAUACCAGCAGGACAUCUUCACCGAACUACGCGCCGAGGAUGAGCUGGUUAUACUUGCUCGUGGCCUGGGUCUCUUACAACUUAUAACGAACUUCCUUCACUUCCAUGAUGUGGCAGGGAACAAUUUGGUGUUGGUGGUCGGCGCGGAUGACCGAGAAAACGAAUGGAUCGGAGAGGCGCUGUCGGAACAUAAUGAUCGCAGCAAGUCUCCAAUGGCUAGAGGGCUGAAAGCCAUCAACACCGAUAAAGCGAGCGUAUCCAUGCGAGAGCGAAUAUACGCCAAGGGAGGAAUAAUGAGUGUGACAUCUAGAAUUUUGGUCACGGAUUUGCUAUCGAAGCUGCUUGACCCUGAAAAAGUUACAGGGAUGGUUAUCCUGCAUGCCGAUAAGGUGGUGGCAACGUCUCUGGAGGCAUUCAUCGUGCGAAUCUAUCGGCAAUCAAAUAAGCGAGGCUUUUUGAAGGCAUUUUCUGAAUCCCCUGAACCAUUCACCACGGGGUUUGCACCUUUGGCUAAUAUGUUGCGGAAUUUGUUUCUUCGAAAAGCAUCUCUGUGGCCCAGAUUUCAUGUAGCUGUAUCCGAGGCUCUAGAAGGUGACCGCAAGGCUGAAGUGAUUGAGCUGGAGGUUCCAAUGAGCUCGAAAAUGCGAGAAAUUCAGAACGCCGUUCUUGAAUGUGUUGAGCUCAGUGUUGCAGAACUUCGCAAGGCCAACGCUGGCCUAGACAUGGAAGAAUGGACCUUGGACAGCGCUUUGCACAGAAACUUUGCAGCAGCGAUUAGGCGACAGCUGCAAACAAUCUGGCAUCGAGUGUCCUAUCGGACGAAGCAAAUUGUCAAUGAUCUGACAGAUCUUCAGUCUAUCCUCCAGGCCCUGGUUACGUACGAUUCCGUAUCAUUUGUGAAAUUUUUGGAUACGAUUGUAAUGGCAAAUGCGCCGCCUCCUGGGUCCAAUGCCCAUAAUUACUCACCGUGGCUUUUCCUUGAUGCUGCGCAUGUUCUUUUUCAGACAGCCAAGUCAAGAGCAUACGAAGGGAAGCUUGAUUCAACGUCUUCGGCUGCAUUUUCGGCCGCCUUGCAGCCUGUCCUUGAGCCUCUUCCAAAAUGGAGUGUACUUGCAGAGGUACUUCAAGAGAUUGAACAUGAUGCUUACUUGCACCCAACCAAUGUGGACGAAUCAAAUAGCACCAUCCUAAUCAUGUGCAGCGCGGUGAAGACUUGUUAUCAGCUCCGUGAGUAUAUCGGGACCAUGAGCACCAAAAUUGGCACAGCAAAACCCGCAGAUGGAGAGGAAGACGACUCAAACGAAGAAGGCUCUUCAGCAGAUGUCAUGAUGAGGCGCCGGCUACGGAGCUACCUCAAUUGGAAAAGAGCAUUAUCAAACGUGAAUAAAAAUCUAUCGCAAGACGGAGAUCAGCCCGGAACUCCGGGAGAAGCAUCGUCUGGUCAAAGACAACAACAAGGAAGACCUCCCCCCAACAAGCGUCGGCGAGUUCGGGGUGGAGGAGCUGUCAACUCUGCAGCUGCACGCGUGCCGAAUAGCAGUGUUCAAACCCAAAUUGAACAGCCUGUUGAAGUGAUCAAUCUUCUCAAUGAAAUACAACCUACCGAGGUUGAAGAAACGCAAAAGAUUGAAAUCGAUAUUGACGAACUUGAGGACAUGGAAGACUAUUACGAACUUUAUGAUAUGAAUGACCUUGUCACAAUACAUUCAUAUGAUGGUGACAUGGAUGAGCACAUUUUAGAGGAGGUUCGGCCGCGGUACAUCAUCAUGUAUGAGCCCGACUCCGCGUUUAUUCGCAGAGUUGAGGUCUACCGUAGCUCUCACUCCGGCAGAAAUGUGAAGGUGUACUUCAUGUAUUAUGGUGGGUCGGUUGAGGAGCAGCGAUAUUUGAGUGCCGUGCGUCGAGAAAAAGACUCAUUCACCAAGUUGAUCAGGGAGAAAGGAAACAUGGCUGUUACUUUGACUCAUGACAAGAGUGCUGAAAACCCGCAAGAGCAAUUCCUGCGCACAGUCAACACUCGUAUCGCGGGAGGUGGACGACUGGCAGCCACUGCAUCCCCACCACUGGUGGUGGUCGAUGUGCGUGAGUUUCGAAGUGCGCUUCCGUCUCUUCUACAUGGCAAUAACACAGUUGUCGUUCCCGUUCAACUCACAGUGGGCGAUUAUAUUCUCACCCCUGAUAUUUGCGUGGAGCGAAAAUCUGUUCAGGAUCUCAUGCAAUCUUUAAGAAACGGUCGCCUGUACAACCAAGCCGAAACCAUGCUCCAGCACUACAAAUACCCACUUCUACUGAUCGAGUUUGACCAGAACAAGGCCUUUACCUUUGAUGCGUUCACAGCUGGCAUUAGGACCGAAUCUGGAUUUUCUUCUGCCGGAACGCCAAUCAGCGGGGUUUCCGGGGGAUUGGCGAAUCCAUCGGCCCCCAAAAGUGCUCAGCACUUGCUUGUGCUUCUCACACUUGCAUUCCCACGCCUCAAAAUCAUCUGGUCAUCCUCCCCCUACCAGACCGCCGAGAUAUUUGCCGAGCUCAAGAAGAACAACCCGGAACCUGAUCCCGUUCGAGCGGUCCAGAUUGGCUUGGAUAUUGACAUCACUGGAUCUGGAUCAGACAAUGUCAUGGCUGCGGCUGGAAUUGAGCAUCGUACUUUCAAUCUCCUUCCACAAGAUAUGCUACGGGCCGUACCCGGAGUGACACCGCAAGCCCUUGAUCGUCUGAUUUUAGAGACGGAUAAUAUUAAUGAGAUAGCUAAUAUGGAUGCGGACCAACUAGAUCCGCUGGUCGGGAAGGAAGCUGCCCGUAGGAUUGUUGGAUUCUUCCGGAAGAAUCUUUUCGAUGAUUAA
Penicillium verhagenii is the source of this 2889-nucleotide messenger RNA. RefSeq names its product ssDNA endodeoxyribonuclease RAD1. Gene Ontology annotation, molecular function: single-stranded DNA binding; single-stranded DNA endonuclease activity; damaged DNA binding. The transcript has 6 exons. The coding region runs from base 1 to 2889 and encodes 962 amino acids. The record is from RefSeq and is a predicted model, not a curated record. Gene Ontology annotation, cellular component: nucleotide-excision repair factor 1 complex. Gene Ontology annotation, biological process: double-strand break repair via single-strand annealing, removal of nonhomologous ends; resolution of meiotic recombination intermediates; double-strand break repair via homologous recombination. Lineage: Eukaryota; Fungi; Ascomycota; Eurotiomycetes; Eurotiales; Aspergillaceae.